UUUAAAUAGACUACCACACGGUGGAGCACAGCUCCGUCAAACUUUGUGCUGGUUUAAACCCUGAACUGGAAAACAAAGUUAUAUAUUCCCAAAGAGCGCGUAGCCUAUUUUGAUCCACUUUUGGAAAACAAAUUCCUCAAAGAAACAAGUGACUCUGCCAUCAACUUUAAUAUAUUGUUUGCCAACUCAGAACCCCACAUUUUUCAACUUUCCUAAAAAUGCCAAGCACAAAUUAGCUCUUGUUCAAUCCACUGCGCGCACUUGUGUAGCGAAAACGGAUUGCGAUGAUCGUGUCCAACGUGAGCUUCAGCGGCUGCACGAGGGCCAAUAGCGCGCUUUGUACGGGUGCUGCAGACAGGCACCUGGAACACAAUUUAUCCCGCACCACUCUCAGCCCGACCGGGAACCUGAUAGUCUCUGUGUGUUUGGGCUUUAUUGGUACCUUCGGAUUCCUCAACAACCUCCUGGUUCUCGUCCUCUUCUGCCGUUACAAGGUGCUCCGCUCGCCUAUCAACUUGCUACUGAUUAACAUUUCAUUCAGCGACCUGCUGGUGUGUGUGGUGGGAACUCCGUUCAGUUUCGCCGCAAGUACACAGGGAAGAUGGCUCAUAGGAGAAAGUGGGUGUGUAUGGUACGGCUUUGCCAAUUCAUUAUUAGGAAUCGUGUCCCUCAUCUCCCUUGCCGUGCUCUCCUACGAGCGUUACACUACCAUGAUGGGUCCAACCGAGGCCGACUCCACCAACUACCGGAAGGUAGCCUUGGGCAUCGCUUUCUCCUGGGUCUACUCACUGAUGUGGACCCUGCCACCGCUCUUCGGCUGGAGCCGCUACGGCCCCGAGGGGCCCGGCACCACCUGUUCCGUGGACUGGAUGGCCAAGAGCGCCAACAAUGUCUCGUACAUCAUCUCGCUCUUUGUUUUCUGCCUCAUCGUCCCCUUCCUGGUCAUAGUCUACUGCUAUGCUAAACUGAUGCAUGCAAUCAAACAGGUUACCGCCAUCAACACAGCUAUGAGCAGGAAGAGGGAGCAGCGAGUUCUCGUCAUGGUGGUCGUCAUGGUGAUGGUGUAUCUGAUGUGCUGGUUGCCGUAUGGGGUCAUGGCCUUGCUGGCCACCUUUGGACGCCCGGGCCUGGUCACCCCCGAGGCCAGCAUCGUCCCCGCGAUCAUGGCCAAGACCAGCACGGUCUUCAACCCUGUUAUCUAUAUCUUCAUGAACAAGCAGUUCCACAGGUGCUUCCGAGCGCUGCUGAGGUGCCAAGAGCCUCAGAGGGGUUCCAGCCUCAGGAACUCCUCCAAGGCACCGCCCAAAGCCGUCCGAGGCAGUGCCCGCAAAACCAACCACCACAACUUAACUUUCAUGGUUGCCUCCCUUGGGCAGCCCACCAGCGUCGUCCCCCAGCUGGGGAAUGAAACCCUGGACUCAGCCGCCCCUGCUUACUCUGACAUGUUCAGGCCCACCAUUGUGUCGCUAGUGGCCCAUUACAACGGCGGCCUGGGGCCGUCAGGGGUUACAACCCCUAGGAACCAAUUACAGGGAGGGGAGGAGGAUCCAGAGGGGCCGUCAAAGUGGAUUUAGUGAUGCCAGUAUGAUGGACAGCAGGCUAUAAAAUCUGAAUGCCUCCGGACUCGUUGGAAGUGGAGCCGCAGGAGCUGCUAGUGCAUCUUGAGGAAGGACAUCAAUCUGUCUGGGUCUGCACAAGCUUAUACAUUCUGUCGCCGUUAACGAGCUCAAAUACGCCUAUGGACCGAGAGUGGGGAGAGAAUGGUGCGAAGAACCCCUAUUUAUUUUGUGCAAUUUCUAAUGUUUUGUAAAAUAUAUUAGUUCCAUGACAUGUCGAUGUGAUUUCACCCUCUGUCAGUGUACCUUUAUAGUGCAAAAAACAGAGAGAGAUGAAGAGUGUAUUUUUGUAUUGAGCGGAGAUUGGAGUCACAGAUUGAGGGAACUCAAGUAUUGUAUUUCAAGUAUUUUCAGGAGACACAUUUCAAAGGUGUGAAGAUGACAAAGCGCUCAGAAAAAAAUAAAAACACUAAAGGUAACGAGGAAAUUGAACUGUUAAUGAAUUUUGAGCAUUGAUCUAUUGCUGAAUUCCAUUUUCUAUCAAAUAUUUUUAAUUGGUUUCAUCACUCGACACUUAAAACGUAUUCAAGUGUAGCUAGUCACACGUUACUUGUUGUAUAUCAUUUGUCAUAAACAUAGGUAGCAUGUCUGGCAUGUAUAUUUCUUCAUUUUAUGUAAAUAUGCAAAAAAGUACAAAAAACUACUUAAAACGUAUCACCAGGUGAUAAAAUGUGGAGACUGGAGGUCCAGGGUACUCUUAGAAAAAAGGGUUCCAAAAAGGUUCUUUGGUUGUCCCCAUAGCAGAACCCUUUUUGGUUCCAGGUAGAACCCUUUUGAUUUCCAUGUAGAACCCUCUGUCUGAAAUUUCAGGCUGUCUUUUCAAACAGCUCUUACACCAAACUUGGCAUUAUCAUCAAUUUCACAGUAUUAUUCCAACCUCAUAGUGUGAAAAUCAUGUUUUUGAUUGCACUGGGCCUUUAAACAUCUUUACAGCAUUAUGAUACAAUAGUUUGUUGCUUUUCAUGUGAAAUAUGAUUGCAGCUUUUAUGAUUUAGGCCUAGGAUUAGCUAGGUGUCGAGACAGAAUGUGUCUUACUGUAGACAUGGUUAGAUAUCAACCCACUAAAUUAGAAUUGCUAACGUUAACAUGGGUGUUAUUCGCCACCCAUCAUCUUGAUUGGCGAUCAGAAAUUACCCUUUUUAUCACUACCACUGCAUCCCUGGUUACAUUUUUUUUGCCAGUUUGUGUUACCCACAUUUGGUCAAAACAAGGGACCUACAAUGACGUGAAAUGAUUGUAUUACACUUCUGUCGCAUUGUAUAAUGCUUCAAACAGCGCAGGCCUCAUCUAUUUAAAAAGGACUUUGAAGUUAUCAAUAAAAAGGUCAGAGUAAUUACCUGGAAAUUAUACAGUUAUAAUCUAUGAAUUACUGCUAGCUACUUCUACUGCUAGCUAGUUUGUUUACUUUGACUAAUUGGUCUAAUUUGAAUGUCAGUUAAGUUCUUUGGCACAUCAAACUAUGAAAAUAAUCACGUUUACAUCAUACCCAAUUGGGUCUGAAGAAUGUCAAAGUGCAUGGCUUGUUAUGACAUGAUGGUACAAAGAGAAAGUAGAGGAGUCGUAAGUGCAUGUGAUCAUAUGAGUUUGUAUUACUAGCCUUGAGUCUUACAUCAUUUACUGUAGGUGUUGGACCCCAACUUUUGAGGUUAUACCCAGUGCUUCUGGUGGAAAUUAAAAUGUGGAUUGGUGCAGCAGUAAGCAGUAAGGAAGCCCAAUGGCCCACUUCAUGUAUAGUGAGUGCUGUAUGAACAAAGCACACUUUCUGAAUUAUUUUCAUUUUAACUGGAGCACAUUCUUGUUCAAAUCUGAAAAACCACCCGGUAAACAUAUAUAUAUAUAUAUAUAUAUAUAUAUAUAUAUAUAUUUAUAUUUUUUUUCAUUUUUUUUUCAAUUGAAUCUUUAUUUAACUAGGCAAGUCAUUUAAGAACAAAUUCUUAUUUACAAUGAGCUGACAGGAGUCACACUUUUGCAUAUUGUUUGAAAUGUGUUUGUUUGCUUUGUGUUGAGGUUUAUAUUAAAAUCAGAGAAGUUGAUGUUACAUGAUUUUUUUUAUUAACAAUAGAAUGGUUAUGUAGGAGUUAUUAAAUGCUGGAAUUGACCACGGUGAAUAUGUGUAACCAUUUGUAGUGGAAUGUUAUCUCACUGGGAAAAAAAUACAUUCAACACUGUACAUAUAUAUAUGUGUCUUUAACUAACUGACCACAGAGACUGUUAACUAUGGACAGACCAAUUACAGUACCGUAAAUUCCGGACUAUAAGCCGCAACUUUUUUCCCCACGCUUUGAACCCCUCGGCUUAAACAAUGACGCGGCUAAUAUAUGGAUUUUU
This is a messenger RNA of Salmo salar (Atlantic salmon), 3944 nucleotides long. NCBI's taxonomy places the organism in Eukaryota, Metazoa, Chordata, Actinopteri, Salmoniformes, Salmonidae. The record is from RefSeq and is a predicted model, not a curated record.